GCUUUAGCGGUAUAGACUUCUUUCCGUGUGCCUAUCCAAGGAAUGAAAAACUUAUAGAAAACAAAAUUUCAAUGUUUUCAUGAGACCGAUUUUGCGCUAAUAAACUCUGAUUCUUUGAUAAAUAUCAAUCAUGAAAUGUCGAUUGACGAAAUUAUAGGAAAAACUACAUUCUUGUAAUUUUGUAUAUUAAAAUUAGUCAUUCAAAGUUAAAAAUCCAGUAAUACCUAACCACAAUGUCGAUGAUAACUGGCACUCUUAAUCAAUACAUACAAUGUGUGGAACGUAUGUACAGAACGGGACAAGGUAACAUAUUGUCUAGACUGUUGUCUCUAAGAGAUGAACAUGUCUACAAUAGGAAUCUAUUAUCGAGCGAUAUUGCAACCCUUGUCACAGGAAAUUGUGUUGCUCCAUUAGAUGAACUUGUAAUUGCACACUUAUCAUGUCUUAAGGCAUUAUAUGCAAGUGAUUACAUUGAGGCAUACGAUCAUCAGAGUAUAUGUGUGGCCUCUGUCGUAAAGCUAUUACAGGGACAGAAAGAAGAGAACUGGUGCCUUCCGGUUAUGUAUGCUGCAUGUUUAGAUCUUAGACUUGUUGCACAGAAAGCAGAGGCAUCUAGCCCUCAAAAUGGCAGUAAAAUUAUGGAAAAAGCAGCAGAGAGCUUAUUAGCUUGCUUCAGAGUCUGUGCUGCUGACAACAGAGCUUCAGAUGUGGAUACCAAAAAGAUAGGCAUGUUGUGUCUUGUAAACCAACUUCUUAAAGUAUAUUUCAGGAUAAACAAGCUCCACCUUUGCAAACCAUUGAUUAGAGCCAUUGAUUCUUCACCGUUCAAAGACCAAUUCCCACUGGCCCAACAAAUUACGUACAGAUAUUUUGUGGGCCGUAAAGCCAUGUUUGACUCAGACUAUCGUCUAGCUGAUGAAUACUUAUCAUUUGCUUUUGAAAAUUGUCACAGAAGAAGCAUACGAAAUAAAAGACUCAUUCUAACUUAUUUAGUUCCUGUGAAAAUGCUGUUGGGUUUCAUGCCCGCAAAAUAUUUACUAGAGAAAUAUGAUUUGCUACAAUUCUGGGAUCUAAUAUCAGCUGUGAAAAAUGGAGAUUUGCGUGGUAUCGAUAUGGUUAUGGAGGAACAUGAAAAGUUCUUCAUAACGGCUGGUAUUUAUUUGAUCGUAGAAAAAUUAAAGAUUACAGCAUACAGAAAUUUGUUUAGGAAAGUAUAUUUAGCGGAGAAUUCACAUCAGAUAGACAUAGCUAGCUUCGAGGCAGCACUACAAAUAAUGGGACAAGAAGAUGUUGAUUCAGAUGAAACUCAAUGUAUUGUUGCAAAUCUCAUAUAUGAUGGAAAAAUCAAAGGAUACAUCUCAUACCAACACAAGAAAGUGGUUGUCAGUAAACAAAAUGCUUUUCCUCCAUUAUCUAGUCUGUAUUAAAUUUAUACCAUUUAAAUAAUACCUAGGGGAAUACACACUUAAUUUUUUGAUUGUUUUAAUAAAAAUUAAGAUUCCAUUAGCAUAAAGGCUGAUUAAGUGAAAUGUGAUGAUGAGCAAUUGUAUAUCUGACGCAAUUUCACUAUUUAAAUACUUUCUUUUUUAUUACAUAUAAUAUCCAUAAAAAUACACAAAACAGUUCAGUAGUCCAGUUUUUUUAUUUUAGUAGCACUAAUGUGUUUAGGGUUGUCAUUAAAUAAAAUAGAAACUCACAACGGUAGGGGUGUCUUUACACCAAAAUUUGUCAUUAAUAAAACAAAAUAUUAUACAUAAUAACAUAAUACAUAACAUGAGUCCAAACCUUAAGUUGUCAGUGAAUAUGGAUAAGCACUAUAACAAUAAUAUCUAUUAAUUGAGUGUCAUUAAUGUGGAUUUUAAUAAAAGAUGAUGAUGAUGAGAGAUGAAUGACAUGAUGUGUAAUUGUUUUGAAUCCUGCUUGAUCUGUAUUAUGUUUAAAAUUUAAAUAAACGUCUAGGGAUUACAGAUAAAUAAUAAUUUUGAAUUCGAUAUUUCGCGUCGUUCGGAAUCUCUAUUUAUGAAAAUACUAUUUGUCCCUGUUAUGUAUCGUAUGUUGCAAAUAUAUUCCAUUACCAAAGUGAGCAAUAGUUUCAAUGUUCCCAUCACUAGGAGAACACGCUACGCACUGAAUUUUUCACCGGCUUUGCAAAAUGGUUCCGAUCAUAGAUUUAUACAUUUAAAUUCCGAUAGCGUGGUAGAUUCAGCGAAGCACUGAUUCGAACUAGCGCAAAUGGUACCAAAAGUCUCAGGUUGAGCCCCGUAAGCUCACCUACCCGUUAAAUGAAAUCAGAAUAGCCCUUCGAAGCUACUUAAUUGGGCAGGUUAAAACAAAACUACGACUUAACAUCAUCAUCUACUCCGUGUGCUUAGUAUAAGUUAACGUUCUCGAUCGCGUAAAAGUUAACUACCUCAAAUUUGUAUUGAACUGGAACGUUUGCCUACGUUUACCGCUAGGGGCGCUGUUCCAACUGCAUACAAAUUUAAGUUUACUUUUACGCUAUCGAGAACGUUAAAAACUAACACUAAGCACACUGAGUAGAUGAUGUUACGGAUAUAAUUGGAUAGUAAACUUAAAAAUACAUAAUCAGUUAUAUAUUAUAGGAAAAGUUUUGAUGACGUGACAACGUCUUAUAAUUCGAUGGAGCCGGCUGCACGCACGAAAAAAACAUGACUCAUAGAG
Bombyx mandarina (wild silkworm) is the source of this 2682-nucleotide messenger RNA. RefSeq names its product PCI domain-containing protein 2 (gene PCID2). The record is from RefSeq and is a predicted model, not a curated record. Gene Ontology annotation, biological process: transcription elongation by RNA polymerase II; poly(A)+ mRNA export from nucleus; post-transcriptional tethering of RNA polymerase II gene DNA at nuclear periphery. Lineage: Eukaryota; Metazoa; Arthropoda; Insecta; Lepidoptera; Bombycidae. Gene Ontology annotation, cellular component: transcription export complex 2. Gene Ontology annotation, molecular function: RNA binding; double-stranded DNA binding.